Messenger RNA from Gopherus evgoodei (Goodes thornscrub tortoise), 875 nucleotides. RefSeq names its product zinc finger protein RFP-like. The record is from RefSeq and is a predicted model, not a curated record. The coding region runs from base 24 to 806 and encodes 260 amino acids. Gene Ontology annotation, molecular function: zinc ion binding. NCBI's taxonomy places the organism in Eukaryota, Metazoa, Chordata, Testudines, Testudinidae. The transcript has 5 exons.
UGUGACACUGCCCAGAGGGAGCCAUGGCUGCAGAGAACCCGGUGGAAAGUCUCCAGGAGGAAGCGACAUGUCCCGUCUGUCUGGAGUAUUUCACAGAACCUGUCACUCUGGAGUGUGGGCACAAUUUCUGCCGAGUCUGCAUCACCCAGUGCUGGGAGGGAUCCAAUACAGCCGCCUCCUGCCCUCAGUGCAGAGAAACUGUGCAGCAGAGAAACCUCAGGCCCAACAGGCAGCUGGCAAAUGUUGUAGAAAUCGCCAAACGGCUGAGUUUACAGGCAGCAAAGGGAACAGGAGGGGAUGGGGUGUGUGAGAGACACCAGGAGACUCUGAAACUGUUCUGCGAAGAGGAUCAAACCCCAAUCUGUGUGGUGUGUGACAGAUCCCGGGCUCACCGCGCUCACACGGUGGUUCCCAUAGAGGAAGCUGCCCAGGAGUACAAGGGGAAAGUGAAGAAUAGGAGAGAGAUGAUUGCAGGUGAAUUUAACAAACUGCACACACUGCUGAGAGAGGAGGAGCAGCUGCUUCUGCAGAGCCUGGAGGAGGAGGAGAGGGCGACUCUGCAGAGACUACAGGAAAAUGUAACUAAACUCUCCCAGCAAAGCUCCUCUCUGCAGCAGCUGAUCACACGGAUCGAGGAGAAGUGUCGGCAACCAGUUGUCGAGUUGCUAAAGGAUGUGAAAAGCACCUUGAGCAGGAGUGAGAAUGUGAAACUCCAGGAACCAGAAGCUGUUUCUAUUGACCUGAAGAACGUGUAUAACAUUUCCCUUGACAUGAGGGAAGCGCUGAAGAGAUUGGAGUGGACGUGACUCUGGAUCCAGACACGGCAAAUCCCGAACUCGUCCUGUCUGAGGAUCGGAAACGUGUGAGACACGGAG